CCCACCAGCGAGAACCGCAUUUCUGAUGACAGGUUUAAUUUCUACGCUGAUCAGGUAUCUUUUGAACUCUCUGAAAACGGAAAUGCAUAUACCCUCAUUUCGUCAAGAAGUACGAAGAGUAUAGUGAAUAUCAAGUUCACCAAGGCAGCACCUGGUUUCAUGGCUGGCACAAAUGGAACUUCGACAUACGGUAUCGACCCCGAGCAACCUGGAGGUCAGAUGUUUCACGCAUUCUGGCCCAGUGUAAGGUAGACGGUACUUUCCUUACGCCUGCAUGUCCUAUCGAUUUUGCACGCAAAGGCAUGUACAUCUUUGCACUACAGGGCAUGAAGCCACACCAUGAAGAUAUAUGGAAUUUUGUCAACUUCCAAUCCUCCACAUACAGUGCCGUCAUGAUGGAAUUCACAACCCCACUUAGCUACAGCAGCACUGUCGUCAACGUUGGCGCUAUCGUUGCAGAUGGACAGCUCAUCUACACAGGCGUAGAUAAUGUAGCUGAACAUAUUGAGAAGCAAGAAGAUCCAGAGGCCCGAUGGCAUGAGCCAACAAUGAUUGGGUACUGGUGGAAGAGUAUAUCGCCUACUAGUGAAGGUAUCGAAACGAGUCUCAUCGGUGCGCCUGGGAAGAGACAAGAUCGUAUAGAUAUCAUCAUGAGGCUGAAGUGCCUGGAUUCGUCAAAAGAACCGCUGAUACACCCGCAGGCACUAGACAAUAUGAAUACCAGUUUACCCCAGACCUAAACUAAAGUUGAGAAUUGGCGGUGGAGAAAGGAAGAGGAGGGUUCGUUUGCAGAGGCAACAUUCAUCUCAUGA
Molecule: messenger RNA, 812 nt
Organism: Exophiala aquamarina CBS 119918
Lineage: Eukaryota; Fungi; Ascomycota; Eurotiomycetes; Chaetothyriales; Herpotrichiellaceae
Exons: 2
Coding region: 303-740 (145 amino acids)
Cellular component (GO): cytoplasm
Source: RefSeq, a predicted model, not a curated record